Molecule: messenger RNA, 4944 nt
Organism: Crotalus tigris (Tiger rattlesnake)
Lineage: Eukaryota; Metazoa; Chordata; Lepidosauria; Squamata; Viperidae
Gene: DTHD1
Product: death domain containing 1
Exons: 11
Coding region: 209-3115 (968 amino acids)
Biological process (GO): signal transduction
Molecular function (GO): protein binding
Source: RefSeq, a predicted model, not a curated record
UACUUCGAGCUUUAUUCUGAGAAGGCCACACCUGUUUGUCACCUAGUAACUAUUUGUCAUCAACAGCCCGUUUGGUAUUUUCUUGCAAGGAGGACUCCUGUACAGAAUUGGUUGGAAAGAAGAAAAAGGUUGACAUUUUGUCUUGAUGUAAAAGGAGUGGGGAGGACGGAGAAAUUCACUAUUAGUUUAAGAAUUUGUCAGGGAAACCAUGGAAACCAUCACCAGCCAUCCGGAUCACAUAUUGGAGGAGAUCCAGCAUUACAAUCUGAGGUUAAACAAAUCUGUUCUGAAAGGGAAUCAUCAAGAGGGUGAGGAGAUUAUGGAAUAUCCAUCCCAACUAACUCCGCUGCUUCUGGCUCUGGUCAAAACUCUUGGUCAACACUUGGAGUUCACAACUAAAGUUCUCCAGAAUUCUUGCCAGUUGCUGAAUAUGGUCUAUCAUCAACGUGAGCAAGAGGGUUCCUGCACAGAAUGGGAGAGCCUAGCAAAGUGGCUUCAGGGAUUAAACACCCAGCUGCUGCGUCUGGUUGAAGACCUUGGACGGUCCGGAAAUGAGCUGCUGGGAAUCAGCUCUGGAAAACCAGUUGAUGUGCAACGCAGCCCUGAUGGGUCCGGGAAUGCUCAGAGCGAUGGCGACAAGGAGGAACUGGAUAUGGCGUUACGCAGCUCUACGCAUCAGCUCCCUUCUCUGCCUCCCUCUCUUCCUCUGUCGGAGGAAAACCAGUUGGUGGAACUGGAAAAGAGGGUUCCCUUUGAGGAAAAAGAACUAGAAAAGGAAGAGGAAGUGCUUCUAAGCAGUGAAAAUCCCAAUAAAUCAGAAGAACUGUGUCUGGGGCCAAAGAAUGACGGUGAAAAAGAGCCUUACUCAGCUGAGAUAAUCCACGAAAACCUCAUUUCGGGAGACAGUGGGAAAAAUAUCAUGGUGUCCCCAAAUCCAGAAGAGGUCAUUGCAGAUCAUCUUAAGAGGAUGCCCACUCAAGAAACCAAGGCAGAAAUCAAAGAAACCGUGGACGAGACAGAACGAGAGACUUGCAACCCGCUAAGGAAAUCGGAGACUAUAAAUGAGGAUUUCGAUCAGAAGCGGAGGAAUGAUGGAACUGGCCAAAGCCUGGAAGAAAGUUCUGGAAGGCCAGAAGAUUGGCAGGAAAGCCGCUCCAUGGUCCCGUUGAUUGACAAGCUGGAGGAAGAGAAGGAUGCAUACAGCAAAGAAUUUUUCACGAAAGCGAACGAACUGGGAGAAGCUGAACUGUCCUGUAGUGUUACAGCCCCUUGGGGUGUUCUCGAACGUCUCACAGUCACAGUGGUCAAUGAUUUAAGUCCCUUUGUGGUGAACGAUGCCGAGGAACUGGUCAGCAACGUCAUCUCUGCCGAGUGUUCAUCGGUGGAUCAACUAACGGCUUCUCCAAUCAGCAUCGCGAUCCCGUUUGCUUCCCGUUACAGAGGAAUGUACAAAGACAUCAUGGUGAAAGUGACUGACGUCAACUUCCAGUCCAUUUAUUUGACUCCUACCUCUUUGGAAGGACACCAAGGCAGCCAGAAGGGGUCAGCCGCUGUGGUGAAAACCAGCCAGCUUGGUCUCUUUGCGGCGGUUUCCUGCUUGAAGAAGGAAACAUGGACCGUUCCAAGGAAAGGGAUUUUGCGAAAGCUUCACAUGGACCCCAGAAUUUCAUUUUCCUAUCCAUCGUCAACGUUCGGUUCUCGGGUGACGGUGGGCCUAAAGGUGCAACCAAUUGAUCAAUCUACACUUUCCAUGUUGAAAAUGAAACAUGAUGAAUAUUAUCCAGUCAUGUCAACCAGCUCUCUGAUCCACAUGGAAUAUUCUUCAUUGGUACCAUUCAACAGAGCUAUCACUGUGGUUCUUCCUUGUCCUCCAAAUCCAGAAAAAAGAAGAGAAGGUAUUGAGACAGAUGCCGAAAGAGCAAUAAGUGCUUCUGUGCCCGGAGUUACCAGCAUUCAUCAUUUCCGAGCUCUGAGUGCCUCCUCAAGAAAACACAGGGAGAAGCUCAAGGAGCCGCUGAAAGUGCUGGGCUACAGAAACCGCGAAGAAGGCUGGGUUCUGCUGGACGACAUCCCCGUGCGGAAUGCAAGGAACGGCCUUGUGUCCUUUGACUUAGAUCAACCCUUAGAGAGGUUUAUUAUCGUUCGCUUAUCCUCCACUAUGGACAACAUACAACUUGUUCAGUUUAUUCAGAAUCUGGAAAACGCCAUCCACAACAUCCUGGUGAGGGUGGUCCUACAUCAGAAUGAAGAAGACCCUUACAAGAUCAUGGUCUUACUGGUUCCAUCGAAGGAAUUAAACAUGGAGCUGCAGUGUCUAUGUGAGGAGGGAUAUUGUGGCCCUCCAGAACCCUCAAAGCCAUUUAAAAUGAGAGAAGGAGAGCAGGUGUACUUUAGAUUCAGUGGAAAUAUUUUUGCUUCAGGUUGGUUCUCUCCGUCUGUUACUUCUUGUCCUACCAUCGGUGCUUUGGAGAAUAGGUCAACCUCCUCUUCUCUGUCAUCCCUCAGAUAUUAUGAUGGGAAUACCUACGGAAAAAAUUACAGGCUUGCUUUUCAUGCUCAGAGAAAGCCAAGACUCGCCCUUUGGAUUAAGGAAAUAGAUGAAUUUGGAAACUACAGCUCACCCCAUUAUAAAGGAACUGCCUUAUUUUACAAAGUGGCGAAAGACACUAUCCUUAACAACGUAGACCCUCUUUUGCUAGAAGACCAUGAAGAAGAUUCCUUCCUGUGCAAACUAGCAUUAACUUUGCCAAAGAAGGAAAAACUGAUCAGCCGCCCUCAAAGCACAAAGAGAAUUUCAACAGAUAUAUCAGAAGUCAUGUGGGACAACCUGCUCUACUGGCUGUCGGAAGAGCUGUCAGAAGAGAAUGCCAAUUCUCUUGCGCAAUACCUGCCUCUCCACCGAAGCACUCUUCAGUUUAUUAAACUCAAGUGUCCUGAGAAUCUGACCGAGCAGAUCUACGAGCUUCUGUGCUUCUGGAGACGGAGCCUUCCAAGGUCUGCCAACAAGCUCAAGCUUCUCUCUCGCUACCUUGGCAAAAUUGGCCGGAAUGAUCUGGUUCAACAUCUCCAACUCAAGUGGACAAACCAAAGCGUCAUGAAGAAAAUUCAUCGUUAGGGGUGCCGUUGUGGGGCUGGAUUGAAGUAAAAGGUCACGUUCUCCAAAAGAAGAAGGUUAUCUUGAACGUUCUUCCUAAGUGGAUUUGGGAGUGGAGGGAGAAGUUAAAGGGAAGCUCUUUUCCAAAGGUUAAUCGGCUUGUGGAGAUUCUGUUAGGUUAGCUUUAUGAUAAAGUAGAAGUAGUGGCGAAUAUCUGUAGCUCAGCUGUAGGAUGAGGGUGAAGGUGUGUUCUCCGACCCACAAGCUCAGAGAAGGAACCUUCACCCUCAAAGUAGAAUUAGCUUAUUGGGUUGUGUUUCCUGUCUGAUCUACCUGGUGUCACCUCCAUCCGUCGUCGUCCAAUGAAACAAAGUCCAGGCACGCGGGUACAAGGUGGUUAGCAAGGUUUAUUCCCAGCAAACGAAAAGUCAGCACUGGGAGUGGUUUGCUCCCAGUGCUUUACAUAGCCGUGCCCUGCCCUACAGCCCCACCCCCAGCAGCAGGCCAGCAUCCACCCAGAGUGUGUAAAACUCCCUUUUCCGGCCUUCCCUCAGCCCGACUACACCUUGCUAGCCCUCCAUUCAGCAGGUACAGCCAAGACCUUCCGCCAGCUCACCAGGCUUUCCAAGCUGUCCACGCCCUCGGCUGUCCCCUCCAGCCUCCCGUAUGACCGCCAGGACGUCAGCAGCCUCCUCUCACCUCCUGGAGCCCUCCAUGUCCUCCAGAGGCUUUCUGCAGCGGCUGGAGGCUUUCCUGAUGCCCAGCUGCUGUAGCUGAUGUCAGGCCUCCCUCCCGGCUGCCGGCGGACCUCCGCGGCUGGCUAGAGGCAGGUGAUGUGCUGCAGGGAUCGCUGGGGGAGGGAGAGGGUCAUCCCUGCCUCCCACCUGACCCGUUCAGCAGCUGGCUCGGCUCUGGACCGUGGGCGGCAUCUGGCUGUUCAGCUGGCUUCUCCGGUCCUGGCUGGCUGCUCCAGUUCACCCCCACACACACUGGUGAAUGGCAAACCCUGCGGGGCUUGACACCUGGUAGGGCUGACAUCAGUCUCGCAAUUCUGAAAGUACAGUUCCCUUGUUGUUACUUUUACAACCUGAGAACAUAGAGCAGAUCCCAUUUGGCCCUCUUGUUCCACCCAUUAGGCAGCUGUGGGCUCUGCUCUCUCUUAUCUGAUCUUUCCCUAGGUGUUAUCUCUUUGUCAGGUCUUCCUAGGUCAUCUCCAUGUCUCCCUGAGAGAGUGUCUUCAAGUGUUUUUGCCUUUUGGCAAAGGAUAGAGAAUCAGUUGUCUUCUUGCUGAAGUUAUUUAGCUAGUGUGGACUUGUGGAAGAUGGUGUUUCCUGGACUUGGUUAAGCACAUGUCACUAAGUCCAUUGUCCCAUCCUUGUGUCAAGUUUCGUAUCACGGUUUUGCUGGUGCGACAAAUUCUGCUUCUCAGCUUGUCAGUGAUUUCGGAGGGAGGGGAAGGGAUUGGAAUGCAUUCUUCAAAGAUUAAGAAGCUGGACCAUGAGAUUCAAGGACAUUACACCAGGUGUCUGGCUAGACCCAGAGACACUUUCUCAUAACAAUAUUUUUCUACUUGAUUGGGCAACAUGACCUAACCAAGAGAGAGGAGGGAGAAUUCUAUGCUUUUAUUAUAUGGCAGUGAUGGCGAACCUUUGAGAGACCGAGUGCCCAAACUGCAACCCAAAACCCACUUGUUUAUCACAAAAUGCCAACACAGCAAUUUAACCUGAAUACUGAGGUUUUAGUUUAGAAAAAAACAACUCAUACCUUAACAUUUUUUGUCUUAAAAGAAAAACACCAUAACAAAGCUUUCAAUGAUACAAACAACUUUUUACUGAAAGGUAAAAGUUUGC